This is a messenger RNA of Diaporthe citri, 393 nucleotides long. RefSeq lists its product as uncharacterized. The transcript has a single exon. NCBI's taxonomy places the organism in Eukaryota, Fungi, Ascomycota, Sordariomycetes, Diaporthales, Diaporthaceae. The record is from RefSeq and is a predicted model, not a curated record. The coding region runs from base 1 to 393 and encodes 130 amino acids.
AUGUGUUGGUACAAACGAGUCAUCUUCGCCGACAACCACGCUAAACCUGCCGGCCUGGUGCGGAAAUGCCACCUCCAGCUGGCAUACGAGAACGGAGAGACAAGCUCUGGCUGCGGCAAGAUGGAUUUCCACCUGGUGCAGAGCAUCAGAGUCCAGGAGGUCUGUCCCGACUGCGCCGCCAGGCUGGGCAAGCAGGCUAACAUGCUAGCAACCAUCAAGGAGCAAAUUUCCCAGGCCAAGACCAAGCUGCGGUUGAGCACGGAUAGCAAGAGCGAUGGAGUGGUGGAUGAGCCGGACGCGGUUGAUGGUGACGAGGCGUUCAGCCCUGUGAGCAUCAGUUUCUCUGAGACAAAGGACAGCGUAAGCCUUUCCGUGGCCAAGCCCGUGCCUUGA